Messenger RNA from Phalaenopsis equestris, 1831 nucleotides. RefSeq names its product monosaccharide-sensing protein 2-like. Gene Ontology annotation, molecular function: myo-inositol:proton symporter activity. Gene Ontology annotation, cellular component: membrane. NCBI's taxonomy places the organism in Eukaryota, Viridiplantae, Streptophyta, Magnoliopsida, Asparagales, Orchidaceae. The annotation marks the transcript as partial. The record is from RefSeq and is a predicted model, not a curated record. Gene Ontology annotation, biological process: transmembrane transport. The transcript has 3 exons.
UGUGUAGGAGAGCUGGCUCUUCUUGUGGAAGGCCUAGGUGUUGGAGUAGAUACGUCGAUUGAGGAGUACAUUAUUGGUCCUAAUCAAAUCAUUGAUGACCAGGAACAUAUUGCUGAUAAGGAACAAGUCACACUCUAUGGUCCUGAAGAGGGUCUCUCAUGGGUUGCACGUCCUGUGAAGGGCCAAAGUGUCCUCGGAAGCGCCCUUGGUGCAAUUUCUCGCCAUGGUAGCAGCUUGGAGAAACAGGGCAGCAUUCCUCUCAUGGAUCCUCUGGUUACACUUUUUGGUAGCGUCCAUGAAAAGCUGCCUGGUCCUGAGAUGGGAAGCAUGAGAAGCGCUCUAUUUCCCAAUUUUGGCAGUAUGUUUAGUGUUACUGGGCCUAAAACUGAGCAGUGGGAUGAGGAGACUGGCCCAAGAGAGGGUGAUGACUAUGUUUCUGAUGCAGCAGGAGGGGAUUCUGAUGACAACAUGCAUACUCCGCUGCUCUCUCGCCAGACAACAAGCAUGGAAGGGAAAGACAUUGCGCCUCCACAUGCUGCUCAUGGAAGUGUAGGGAGCAUGAGGAGGAAUAGUAGCCUUAUGCAGGGUGGGAGUGAGGCUCUGAGUAGUAUGGGUAUUGGUGGUGGCUGGCAACUGGCAUGGAAAUGGACGGAGCGUGAGGGAGCAGAUGAGAGGAAGGAAGGAGGAUUUAAGAGAAUCUAUCUGCACCAAGAGGGUGUGCCUGGUUCAAGGAGGGGUUCUGUUCUUUCACUCCCAGGUCAAGAAGUUUCAGAAGAUACUGAAUUUAUUCAGGCUGCUGCUUUGGUAAGCCAACCUGCUUUGUAUUCUAAGGACCUUAUGGAUCAGCAUCCUAUUGGGCCAGCAAUGUUUCAUCCAUCGGAAACAGUUACGAAAGGAUCUCUCUUGGCAGUUCUUCUAGAACCUGGUGUCAGGCAAGCAUUGAUUGUAGGUAUUGGGAUCCAAGUUCUACAGCAGUUCUCAGGCAUAAACGGUGUUCUGUAUUACACCCCCCAGAUUCUUGAACAAGCAGGUGUCGAAGUGCUCCUCAAAAACUUUGGACUUGGCUCUGAUUCGUCGUCUAUCCUCAUCAGCUCUCUUACUACCCUGCUGAUGCUUCCUUCAAUCGGCCUUGCUAUGAGAUUAAUGGAUAUAUCUGGGAGAAGGUUUCUACUUCUCUCCACCAUCCCUAUCCUGAUUUGCUCGCUCCUCGUCCUGAUCAUAGCUAAUCUGCUGGAACUUGGGAUGGUACUUCAUGCCGUUCUCUCUACAAUUAGCGUCAUCACGUAUUUCUGCUGCUUUGUCAUGGGAUUUGGCCCAAUUCCCAACAUUCUUUGCUCGGAGAUUUUCCCCACCAGGGUCCGCGGUGUCUGCAUUGCUAUCUGUGCUCUCGUUUUCUGGAUCGGGGACAUCAUAGUGACAUACUCCCUGCCUGUGAUGCUCGACAGCAUCGGCCUCGCUGGUCUCUUUGGGAUUUACACGGUCGUUUGUGUUUUCGCAUUCAUCUUUGUCUUCCUCAAGGUUCCUGAGACUAAGGGAAUGCCCCUUGAGGUUAUCACAGAGUUCUUUGCAGUUGGUGCAAAGCAGAAGCAGCAAGCAAAGCAAUUGUCCGCUACCAAUUGAUGAGAAGAAACCAUAUUGUUGUCCAAUAGAGUUCUUGGAGUUUUUCUUUUAGCUUUAUAUUUUGAGAUCUGUUCUUAUUAUUAUCAUAUUAUGAUGAUUGAUAUUUCGUUCUGCUGUAAUGUUUUAAUGUGGAGAUGCUAUUGCGUUUUAAGUUAACAGCUGAUGUUGAUGUUGGGACAUUGAGAAAAUGCUUUUUGAGGAGCAGAUAUCA